AUGCCCAUUCAGGCCACAAGGUACCCGCAAUUUGUGGACAUGCAUCUGGGCCCAGUCAACAUGAGAGUUGCAAACCCGAACCGAGGCGCUUUAAUUGACUUUGACACGAUACUGAGUAUUGAUAUAUCGACUGAAGUCACGCAUGGCCUGCGACAAGCCCUGACUAGAGCUAUUAAAGUUGCCCUCCCGUUCUACGACCCAGACCUGCAGCAGGGGAACGCACCAUCGGAGGAGAAGCCCGGAGAUCAAGAAUCCCGGAGAUUUUGCAGAUCCAGCGCAUCGAAGUCACUGCCUCACAAAGUCAAGUUGCCAUCCCGCCAGGAGUGUCAAAAACAGGACUGCGCUCGCCACUCUCUAGCAACAUGGAUGUUUGUCUGGGUUCCUGGCCCUGGGCCUGGAUGUGUCAAUACGCCACAAGGAGCGCUAUCAUUGAAGAUGGAAGAUGCCGAUCAGGUUGACCAACACUUUGACAGCGUUUCCAUGCAUCAGAUCCGGCAUUGUACCCAGUUUGGCUGUAGAUACAGCACCAUUACUGGCCAGUAUAGCCUGCCUCGGCUGCUUUCCCCAGCACUCGCGUGGCGUCCACAAAAUAGUGACACCAACUGUGGGGUCCCCGCAAAUAGCCAAGACGCUACCAUGAUUCAAUAUCGUAGCUAG
Molecule: messenger RNA, 657 nt
Organism: Pseudovirgaria hyperparasitica
Lineage: Eukaryota; Fungi; Ascomycota; Dothideomycetes; Acrospermales; Acrospermaceae
Exons: 2
Coding region: 1-657 (218 amino acids)
Source: RefSeq, a predicted model, not a curated record